Messenger RNA from Musca vetustissima, 672 nucleotides. RefSeq lists its product as uncharacterized. Bases 19 to 672 code for a protein of 217 amino acids. Gene Ontology annotation, cellular component: nucleus; transcription regulator complex. NCBI's taxonomy places the organism in Eukaryota, Metazoa, Arthropoda, Insecta, Diptera, Muscidae. The transcript has 4 exons. The record is from RefSeq and is a predicted model, not a curated record. Gene Ontology annotation, biological process: regulation of transcription by RNA polymerase II.
UCCAUUGCAGCAGACGGCAUGUCUGUCUUUCGAACAGAUAUGGAAUUUGAUCGAAAAUUAAUUGAGCUAAUAAAGGCUAAUCCCAUGCUGUACGAGAAGGAUUUACGUAGUUCACCAUACACGGAUAUGAAAAAGAAAUUCGAGUUAUGGAGUCAUAUUGCAACGUCGUUGAACUGUGACACCAAAUAUUGUCUGCUGCGAUGGAAAAGUUUACGCGGAAAAUAUCGCCGAGAAGUUGCCAAGCUGGGUAAGGAACCAACAUGGGAAUUAUUUGAUCAAAUGAAAUUCAUUGAUAAACACAUUAAAUAUCAAGGUACUCAACGCAAUCUUAAGAGUCCUGAACACCAAAGUGUUCCCUACAACUGUAAUAUGGAGGCUGAGCAGUUAAUCGAAGAAAUCCACGACGAGGAUUAUGACGAUGACCCAUUGCAGGAGGCAAUGGAUGAGCAAAUAAGUACAUUUCAUACAACAAUUUUACCCACAAACAACACAACCACCACAACAAUUAUUUCACCAAUGCAAAAUAGUGGAACAAUGAAACGUAUUGAAGCUCUGCUCGAGGGCUUGGGUGAACAUAAUCGCAGUAAGGCAGAAAAACGUAUUGUGGCCUAUUUGUGCAAAUGUCAGCUGAAAACUUUAAGUAACGAAGAUGUAGACGAUGUGAAUAUUUAA